Salvia hispanica is the source of this 1539-nucleotide messenger RNA. Its product is annotated as putative protein phosphatase 2C 35. The record is from RefSeq and is a predicted model, not a curated record. NCBI's taxonomy places the organism in Eukaryota, Viridiplantae, Streptophyta, Magnoliopsida, Lamiales, Lamiaceae. Gene Ontology annotation, biological process: protein dephosphorylation. Gene Ontology annotation, molecular function: protein serine/threonine phosphatase activity; cation binding.
UUCUUCACCUUGUCAACUCAAAACAAUUCUUUCUCUCUCCGAUCAUUUCUUGUUGAUUGGUUCUUGAUUGGGAGAUUUUCUCCGCUUUGAAAAAUAUUAAUUCUAUAUUGGUCAGAACCCUUCUUUUCCGUUAGCUUAACAAUUCAAGCUAAUUCAAUUCUAAGAAACUGCCAUUUGGGGGUUUCUCUCUAAAUAUGCGGGAAACUCUUUUGAAUUUCUUCCAAAAGUCUUGAUUUUUAUUUGUGGGUUUAGUUGCCCUCUUCAAGCCUAAGUUUUUAUCAGGGCUUUCCGGUGGAAAAUGGGUUGUAUUCAGUCGAAAUGCUGCCGGAAUUACGCGGCAUCGUCUGACGGAGAAAACGAGGAGGGUCAGAAUGCUCAUGUUGUUGCAAGUUCGUUUCUUGAUGUUGUUGACGUUCCUUCUCAUGAUUUCAAGCUGUCUUACUCUGUGAUUAGCCAGCGUGGUUAUUAUCCUGAAACCCCUGAUAAGGAAAACCAAGAUAGUUUUUGUGUGAGGACUAAUAUUCAGGGUAAUCCCAAUGUGCACUUCUUUGGUGUGUUUGAUGGUCAUGGUUUGUGUGGCACGCAGUGCUCGAAUUUCGUUAGGGAUAGGCUCGUUGAGAUGUUGUCGAAUGAUGCUGCAUUGUUGGAUGAUCCGGUUAGGGCUUAUAGCAAUGCUUUUCUAGCGACUAAUGAGGCGCUUCACGAUAGUGAGUUUGAUGAUUCGAUGAGUGGCACUACAGCCAUUACUGCUCUUGUGAUUGGGGAUAAGUUGUAUGUGGCGAACGUGGGUGAUUCAAGGGCAGUUUUGGCUGUUAGGGAAGGGGAUCAGGUCGUUGCACAUGAUUUGUCGUAUGACCAGACACCGUUUAGGAAGGAUGAGUGCGAGAGGGUGAAGCUGUGCGGGGCUCGGGUUUUGAGCGUUGAUCAGGUGGAAGGGCUUAAGGAUCCUAGGAUUCAGUCGUGGGGGGAUGAGGAGACCGAUGGGAAUGAUCCUCCGAGGCUGUGGGUGCAGAAUGGGAUGUAUCCUGGGACUGCAUUCACACGGAGUGUUGGUGAUAACAUGGCGGAGAAGAUAGGUGUUAUUGCUGAUCCAGAGGUUGCUACACUGCAGCUUACAUCGUCUAGCCAUCCUUUCUUUGUCGUUGCGAGUGAUGGAGUUUUUGAAUUCCUAUCCAGCCAGACAAUUGUUGACAUGGUUGACAAAUAUACGGAUCCGAGAGAAGCUUGCUCUGCCAUUACCGGUGAAUCGUCCAAGCUGUGGUUAGAGCAUGAAAGUCGAACGGAUGAUAUAACAAUGAUCAUUGUACACAUUAAAGACUUGAAUACUGUAUAAAAUCACUGGCUUUCUUCAUUCUUAAUACCAGAUUUGCUUUGGUUAGUCGGGGAAAUGUUUUGGCUGAUUGUGAGAAAUGUAAAUUAUUCUUAUCCAAGUCCUAUAGCAUUGGUUCUACGUGUUAGUAAAUGCUAGAAAGUAAAUGUCCAAAUAGCAACUGCUGUCAUCUACCACUAAUCUAUUUGAGCCUUAUUGAUUUGGAAGCA